Dipodomys ordii (Ord's kangaroo rat) is the source of this 3241-nucleotide messenger RNA. It is a transcript of the gene Zdhhc9, whose product is annotated as zinc finger, DHHC-type containing 9. Gene Ontology annotation, molecular function: protein-cysteine S-palmitoyltransferase activity. Bases 315 to 1271 code for a protein of 318 amino acids. Gene Ontology annotation, biological process: peptidyl-L-cysteine S-palmitoylation; protein targeting to membrane. NCBI's taxonomy places the organism in Eukaryota, Metazoa, Chordata, Mammalia, Rodentia, Heteromyidae. The transcript is spliced from 9 exons. Gene Ontology annotation, cellular component: Golgi apparatus; endoplasmic reticulum. The record is from RefSeq and is a predicted model, not a curated record.
GGCCAGCGGUGGGCGGUUGCCACAGCUGGUUUGGGGCCCUGACCGUUGGGGCCCCUUGUCAGGAGGAGGCAGCCUCCCUGCCUGGGAGGAGAAGUCCACUGCCACCUCUGGCAGUUGCUGCGGUCCCCUUGGACAAUCUACUUCCUGCCUUCAGUUGCGGUCGAGUUGAUCUUCCUCAUUCAGGUCUAGAAAUUCGACUUUUGAUGAUGGUCGACCCUGUAGCAGCAAUAGAUAACGUGAUAUCAGAGCUGGGCUCAGCCUCCAUUUCUGCCUUCCUGUAGUCACAAAGCUCAUUUUGGAACAAGACUCCAAUCAUGUCUGUGAUGGUGGUGAGAAAGAAGGUGACACGGAAAUGGGAGAAACUCCCUGGCAGAAACACCUUUUGCUGUGAUGGUCGGGUCAUGAUGGCCCGGCAAAAGGGCAUCUUCUACUUGACCCUCUUCCUCAUUCUGGGGACAUGUACACUCUUCUUCGCUUUUGAGUGUCGCUACCUGGCUGCUCAGCUGUCUCCUGCCAUUCCUGUGUUUGCUGCCAUGCUUUUCCUUUUCUCUAUGGCCACACUGUUGAGGACUAGUUUCAGUGACCCUGGAGUGAUUCCUAGGGCCCUACCUGAUGAAGCAGCUUUCAUAGAAAUGGAGAUAGAAGCUACCAAUGGUGCGGUUCCCCAGGGCCAGCGACCACCACCUCGUAUCAAGAAUUUCCAGAUAAACAACCAGAUUGUGAAACUGAAAUACUGUUAUACAUGCAAGAUCUUCCGACCUCCCCGGGCCUCUCAUUGCAGCAUCUGUGACAACUGUGUGGAAUCCUUGAAAAUUGGCUUCUUGGAGACGCUGAAAGAAACUCCUGGAACUGUUCUAGAAGUUCUCAUUUGCUUCUUCACACUCUGGUCUGUUGUGGGACUGACUGGAUUUCACACUUUCCUCGUGGCUCUCAACCAGACAACUAAUGAAGAUAUCAAAGGAUCUUGGACAGGGAAGAAUCGUGUCCAGAAUCCCUACAGUCAUGGCAACAUUGUAAAGAACUGCUGUGAAGUUCUGUGUGGUCCCUUGCCCCCCAGUGUGCUGGAUCGGAGGGGUAUUUUACCAUUGGAGGACAGUGGAAGUCGACCUCCUAGUACUCAAGAGACCAGCAGCAGCCUUUUGCCACAGAGCCCAGCCUCAACAGAUCACAUGAACUCCAAUGAGAUGCCAGAGGACACCAGCACUCCGGAAGAGAUGCCACCUCCAGAGCCCCCAGAGCCACCACAGGAGGCAACUGAAGCUGAGAAGUAGUCUAUCUAUGGAAGAGACUUUUGUUUGUGUUUAAUUAGGGCUAUGAGAGAGUUCAGGGGAGAAGAUAAAUCUGAGACAGAACAAAUAAGCUUUUACUGUUUUUCUUUGGUCUUUAAUCACCCAAUUGCACACUGGCAUUUUCUUGCUGCAAGCUUUUGAAAUUUCUGGACUCAAGGCAGUGGCAGAAGAUGUCAGUCACCUCUGACAACUGUACAAAUGGGUCUCUGAGGCCCUGGCACUGGUUUUCCAUGGCCUUGGUCAUGGCACCUCCCUGAAUUCCCCUUUCCUCCCUUCAGAUCUCAGCUUUCCUGCUUGGGGGUCAUUGGUCUCAUUCUGGGGCUAAAGAUUCUUGAGACUGCCUCAAAUCCUUUUAAGCUGGUGCAUGUCCUGAGUCCAGAGGCAGUCUCAGAGACCUCCGGCCAGGGAAUCCUAAUUGGGUUCUUGUUCCUUUAGCAUUGAUGAUGGUUGAAGUAUGAGGUUGGAGGAUUCUUCUGGCCACAAAUGCAAGCAUUGCCAGCCAGUCCUUUUAGGAAUAGAGCAGGUACCUUCUACUUAUAUUUAUUCGUGUAGCUUCUUUCUCCUCAUCAACUUUCUAACAUCCAAUCCUCACUCUUCCCCACUAGAUAUAUGUAAGUAGUUGUAGUACAGAUAACAGUAUUUACAUUUCUUGUAGAUUCUCCAGAAACUUCAAUACCUGUGCUAUUCUCAAUAAGAAUUGAUACGAUGCCAACAGCAUAGCCCCUCAUACUCUGUCUCAUCUCUCUUCCUUUCUCAUUAGCCCACUUUACUUUUAUUCCUUUGACUCUUGCUCCCAUUAGGAGCUGGAAUGGCAGUAAUAAAAGUCUGAGCUUUGGUAUUCCUUUUCCUCAGAGGAAGCUCAAGUGCUCACUUAAACACUACCCCCUCAGAUUCCUUGUGUGAGGCCUGCAAUGGUCCUAAAUGCACAAAUGGGGAAACCAAGGCACAGAGAGGCUCUCCUCUCCUCUCCCUCUAUGUCCCCUGAAAAAAAAAAGGUUAACCAGUACUUCCAUUAAGCCUCGGCUGAGUGAGGGAAAGCCCAGCACUGCUGCCCUCCCGGGUAAUCCACUCCAAGGCCUCAGCCCACCUCGGGCAAUGGUAACCACACUAGGGGCUUCCUCCAAGCCCCACUCUUCCAGCACUUCCACCGGCAGAGUCCUAGAGCCACUUCACCCUGGGGGUAUGCUGUGGCCCCCCCCGGUCAGCUCUGCUCAGGACCUGCACUAUUUCAGGGAAGAAGAUUUAUGUAUUAUAUGUGGCUAUAUUUCCUAGAGUACCUGUGUUUUUCUCUUUCUAAGCCAGGGUCCUGUCUGGAUGAUUUACGGGGGUUGGGGGUGGGGCGCGGGUGUAAACCAGAACUUUUAAUCUAUUUGAAGGUGAUUAAACUGUGUCUAAUGCAAAUUGCCUGCCUCCUCCUUCCCCUUCCAUUUCAAGAACCACCACGGGGUUGUGAAUGUGUUUGUGUGUUGGGUGGGGGGCGGGGGUUGGAAGGGGUUGCUUGUUACUAUCCAUACUUUCAUUUUCCAGGGUACCUUUGGGUUAGAGAGAUAGCUCUCAAACUUUCCAUUGAUCUGUAACAUAUUCUGGGCCGAAGUUUAUCUUAUUCUUGACUAUGAAGAAAGAACUUUGAAGCAAUAUACAGUGUGAACAAGAUCAGGUGGUAGAGAGAUUAUAAUUGUUUAGGAAAAGUUCUUAGGUUGAUGGACACUGUUAAUUGCAAAUAAAACUUGAUUAUUAAAAAAGGCUCACUAGGUCCUCACCUUGGAAAUACUUCAUUAGUGAUCUUUACAAGUGAUAGUAUAUAUUUCUUUUCAAAUGGUCUGUUAUCAAGACUCCUUACCAACUUCUAUCUUACUCUUCCCAGUUAAUUGGAAUUGGUGAAAUUUGGCUGCUCCCAAAUUUUCUCUUGUGUCUUCCGGUUUUCUUUGUAGUAGAAUUUGAGUUUAGCAUGA